UCUCCCAGGACUUCUGUGAUGCCAGUCCACUUCUCCAGCCCAACAGCAACCUGGGUCCCUUCCCUGGUCCCCUUCACGCUCAACUUCACCAUCAGCAACCUGUAUUUUGAGGAUGACAUGCUGCACCCCGGCUCCUGGAAGUUCAACAGCACGCAGAGGAUCUUGCAGGGUCUGCUCCAGCCUUUGUUCCGGAAAAGCAGUCUGGGUAUCCUCUAUUCAGGCUGCAGGCUGGCCUCGCUCAGGCCCGAGAAGCACAAAUCAGGCACCAGAGUGGACGCCAUCUGCACCUACCGCUCUGACCCCCUGGGCCCCAGUCUGGACAGGGAGCAGCUGUUCUGGGAGCUGAGACGUGAGACCCAUGGGGUCACCCAGCUGGGCCCCUAUACCCUGGACCCCAACAGCCUCUACGUCGAUGGUUACACCCAACGGAGUUCAGCAGCCACCACCAGCACCCCCGGCCCUGCCCUGACCCCCUUCACCCUCAACUUCACCAUCACUAACCUGCACUUUAAGGAGGACAUGCAGCACCCUGGGUCCAGGCUGUUCACCCGCACACAGAGCAUCCUGCAGGGCCUGCUCAAGGUCACGUUCAGGAACUCCAGCCUGGGUCCCCGCUACUAUGGCUGCAGGCUCUCCCAGCUCAGGCCUAUGAAGGACAGGGAAGCCACGGGAGUGGACAUCAUCUGCACCUAUCUCCCUGACCCCAAGAGACCCCAGUUGGACAGGGAGAAGCUAUACUGGGAGCUGAUCACCCACGGCAUCACCCAGCUGGGCCCCUACACCUUGGACCACAACAGUCUCUAUGUCAAUGGUUACACUCAGCAGACCUCAACUACCACCUCCAGAACCACCGUCUCCACCCUGCUUCCUUUGACCCUCAACUUCACCAUCACCAACCUCCACUACAAGACCAGCCUGGGGACCUCCGGAUCAGAAGAGUUCCACAUUCUAGACAAGUACCUGCAGCAAUUGCUGACUCCUCUGCUGAACAGCUCCAGCCUGGGGCCCCUACAUCCCAGCUGCAGACUGAGCGCCCUCUGGCCUGAGAAGCACAAAUCAGGCACCAAAGUGGAUGCCAUCUGCACCUACCGCCCUGACCCCCUGGGCCCCGGGCUGGACAGAGAGCAGCUGUUCUGGGAGCUGAGCCGUGAAACCCAUGAGGUCACCCAGCUGGGCUCCCUCACUCUGGACCCCAACAGCCUCUACGUCAAUGGUUUUACCCAUCAGGCCCUGACCUCCACCCCCAGCCAUCCUGUGACCUCUGCCUUGUCCCCAGCAACCUCGAGGACCCCGUUCACCACUGUCACAGCCCCCGGCCCUGCCCUGACCCCCUUCACCCUCAACUUCACCAUCACUAACCUGCACUUUAAGGAGGACAUGCAGCGCCCUGGGUCCAGGCUGUUCACCCGCACACAGAGCAUCCUGCAGGGCCUGCUCAGGGUCACAUUCAGGAACUCCAGCCUGGGUCCCCGCUACUAUGGCUGCAGGCUCUCCCAGCUCAGGCCUGAGAAAGACAUGGAAGCCACUGGAGUGGAUGCCAUCUGCACCUACCUCCCUGACCCCAAGAGACCCCAGUUGGACAGGGAGAAGCUGUACUGGGAUCUAAUCUGGCUGACCAAGGGUAUCAGCCAGCUGGGCCCCUACACCCUCGACCAGAACAGUCUCUAUGUCAACGGUUACUCCUACCAGAUCAAGAGCACCACCCCUAGAAGUGCCACGGUGUCCACAAUUUUCCCAUCAGUGCCUACCCCUCUCUCCAGUUCCUCAGCCCCUGGCCCUGAGGAGCUGACAUCCUUCACCCUGAACUUCACCAUCACUAACCUGCACUUUGAGGAGGACAUGCAGCCAGACUCUGCCAAGUUCAACACCACAGAGACAGUGCUACAACACCUGCUCAAGACUUUGUUCACCAGUAGCAGCAUUGGUCCACGCUACAGAGGCUUUAGACUGAUUACACUCAGGCCUGAAAACGGUGGGGCAGCCACUGGAGUGGACGCUGUGUGUAUGUACCGCUCUGAGCCCACCGGUCCCGGGCUGGACAGGAAGCAGCUGUAUUGGGAGCUGAGUCAGCUGACCCUGGGUAUUACCCAGCUGGGGCCCUACACCCUGGACAAGGCCAGCCUGUCUGUCAACGGUUACACCAAACCAAUGUGGACCUCCGUCCCCAGUGCUGCAGCCACCGAACCCCCUGUGGUGCCUUUCACCCUCAACUUCACCAUCACCAACGUCCAAUACACAGACGACAUGUGGCCUCCGGGAUCCCAGAAAUUCAAUGUCACUGAGAAGGUCCUGCGGAAGCUGCUCGGAUCUUGUCUGAAAAGGACCAGUGUGGGACCCCUGUACUCCAGCUGCCGACUGGCCCAGCUCAGACCUGAGAAGCACAAAUCAGGCACCAGA
This is a messenger RNA of Erinaceus europaeus (western European hedgehog), 2397 nucleotides long. RefSeq names its product mucin-16. The record is from RefSeq and is a predicted model, not a curated record. The annotation marks the transcript as partial. NCBI's taxonomy places the organism in Eukaryota, Metazoa, Chordata, Mammalia, Eulipotyphla, Erinaceidae. The transcript has 26 exons.